AUGGAUCAGAAUCAGGUCAACUCUCAAGACAACCAGCCAAAGCCCAACCCUCAGCCUCUCAAAUUGGACAGCAUCGAGUCAUACCAAAGGCACUGGGCUCAGUUGAUGGACGAUACAAACAGACAGCUUCAGCGCAUUCAAGAUGCAGAGCAAGCGAGAUUAGACAAAUUGUACGCAUCGCAAAACAAAAACUCCGAAUCCGAGUCCUCCAACCGAUGA
This is a messenger RNA of Penicillium malachiteum, 219 nucleotides long. RefSeq lists its product as uncharacterized. Lineage: Eukaryota; Fungi; Ascomycota; Eurotiomycetes; Eurotiales; Aspergillaceae. The record is from RefSeq and is a predicted model, not a curated record. The transcript is spliced from 2 exons. The coding region runs from base 1 to 219 and encodes 72 amino acids.